AUGGAGCCUGCUGAUGCUAUUUGCCUUCUAACCGAGCUCUCUGGAAUCACUGACAAUGACAUGGGAGAAAACGUAGCCCACGCAUUGGAUUACCAGCCACUUGCACUAGCCAGCGCAGGAGUGUACGUGAGAAAGGUGCGAAAUACCAAUCCAAAGUUCGGCUGGGAGGGGUACUUAGAAAAACUAGAGAAAGGCAAACGUGAACUCACUGAAAAGGAACUUGCCAAUGUAAACAAUAUCUACCCAAACUCUAUGACUGUAGCGACCAAGAUAGCUCUUAAAACGGUAAUGGAUUCUGAUGAAAUAAUGAAGCACGCUUUCACUUUUCUUGCAUUUUGUGCACCAGAGCCAUUGAGGUUAGACGUGUUAACCACUUACGUUGUAAAUGCUGAUGAAGAACUGGAUGAAGAGGACAUAGGCAUUCAGAUUCAAGAAUCCUCUUUGUUGCUAAUCGAAAAAGAGGAUAAUGUCAACAUUCGUUUACACAAGGUGGUACACUAUAUUGUCAAGCGUUUAGUUAAAGACCAAAUGGAGGCUAAUGAACAUGCCCGCAAUGCUUGUCUCGCAAUCGGGUCAUGCAGUCAAUACCUUCAUAAAGCAAUACCAGAGAUCCUGCGAAGUAAGGAUUCCGUCGGUGGAAGCAGACAUAUUGUUCCACACGUAAAAACUCUAGCUGUAGAAAUUACAAAUAUUAUCUCUACUGAAGAGAAAUUCGAUCUCAUCAAAAACUCUAUUCUAAAUAUACACAAUUCUAUAUAUAACUUUGAGACGCUUGGUCACGUGUGCUUGUUACAUAGCGAAUACAUGUCAGCAAUGAAUUUUUUUAGUGUAGCUUUAAAACUCAUUGAAGACAACACGAUAAGGACAGAGCCCGACCAUGGACAUGUUAAGCGGGUCUCGUGUAUUUACCAUAACAUAGGUUUCCUUCAUUGUCAAUUAAGUGACUAUCAACAGGGCAAGGAGUAUUUUGAACGUGCCUUGUCCAUACAACUUAAUACGCUUAAACCCGACCAUGAUGAGGUCGCGACUAUUUACCAUAACAUGGCUACCCUACAUCACGACCUGGGUGACAAUCAGCAGGCCAAGAAGUAUUAUGAACGUGCCCUGUUCAUACGACUGAAUAAGCUUGGACCCGACCAUGUUGACGUCGCGACUACUUACCAUAGCAUUGGUAUCUUACAUCGCAACCUGGGUCACAAUCAGCAGGCCAAGAAGUAUUAUGAACAUGCCCUGUUCGUACAACUGAAUAAGCUUGGACCCGACCAUGUUGACGUCGCGAGUACUUGCCAUAACAUGGGGAACCUACAUCGCAUCCUGGGUGACAAUCAGCAGGCCAAGAAGUAUUAUGAACAUGCCCUGUCCAUACAACUUAAGCUUGGACCCGACCAUGUUGAGGUCGCGACUACUUACCAUAACAUGGGUAUCCUACAUCACGACCUGGGCGACACUCAGCAGGCCAAAGAGUAUUAUCAACGUGCUCUGUAUAUUACAUUGAAUAAGCUUGGACCUGAUCAUGCCAAGGUCACCAAAUUGUCCCGUUUAUUAGCUGAUGUGCAGCGUGUUUUGGAUUCCCAGCAGCAGGCGCCUGAUCAUCAUGAACGUACACAGUUGAAUCAGCCGCAAAAGCGUGGACCGGAUCAAACUGAUUUCGAAUUUGCUAAUUGCAAGAGGCGUCGCUAA
Molecule: messenger RNA, 1680 nt
Organism: Porites evermanni
Lineage: Eukaryota; Metazoa; Cnidaria; Anthozoa; Scleractinia; Poritidae
Source: the annotation of a GenBank genome assembly